This is a messenger RNA of Erpetoichthys calabaricus (reedfish), 4337 nucleotides long. RefSeq names its product myocardin-related transcription factor A-like. NCBI's taxonomy places the organism in Eukaryota, Metazoa, Chordata, Cladistia, Polypteriformes, Polypteridae. The transcript has 19 exons. Gene Ontology annotation, biological process: smooth muscle cell differentiation. Bases 333 to 3977 code for a protein of 1214 amino acids. The record is from RefSeq and is a predicted model, not a curated record.
UGGGGAAUCGGAAGCUGGUUUUGACGGCGGCGGCUAGUGAGGUAGACGGGAGGGGGGCGGUUGAAAUCCUGACAAAAAAAAGAAAAAAGAAAAAGAAGGGGGAAAUAAUAAUUUUAACAACAGAAAACAGUAACGUGCAUAGAUUUGGAACAAAUAGGCAACGUCUAAGAUAACCCUAUUUGAAGACGCGGAAGAGUCGUCUCCGAGAACGGGGCGUGCGAAGCAGCGACAAAAAAAAGCAGUUUAUUCCAAGGACAGAAAUGAAGUGAAACUUUUCUGCUACUAACCAAGCAGCUCUUCAAUCAUCUGUGAUAGGUGGUCCGAUUUGCCUUAUGCCAACCAAAGGAACAGACGGCGAGAGCUCCGAAGAGGCUGUGGUAACCAUGGUUAUUCCAGGGGCGCCGGGCUGUGCCCCAAGUCCACAGAGUGAGGCUGUCACCAAUGAGCUACAAGAACUGUCGCUGCAGCCUGGCCCAAACCUGCUGCCAUUGAGAGACCGCAAAAAUGUGCUUCAGCUCAAACUUCAGCAAAGGCGAACAAGAGAAGAGCUUGUCAGCCAAGGAAUAAUGCCACCUCUGAAAAGUCCUGCUGCCUUUCAUGAACAAAGAAGAAGUUUAGAACGAGCCCGGACUGAAGAUUACUUGAAAAGAAAGAUCAGGACUCGACCUGAGAGGUCAGAGCUGGUCAGAAUGCACAUUCUUGAAGAAACAUCUGCUGAACCAUCAUUGCAGGCCAAGCAGCUCAAGUUGAAAAGAGCUCGAUUGGCUGAUGACCUGAAUGAGAAGAUUUCUCAAAGGCCUGGGCCAAUGGAGCUCAUUGAAAAAAAUAUUUUACCGGUUGACUCCAGUUUAAAAGAGGCUAUCAUAGAUGGGCAAGUAGAAUUUUCAAAUUCUGUGACAGAGAGCUCCUCAUUUGAUGAAGACAGCAGUGAUGCCUUGUCACCCGAACAACCCGCCAGCCAAGAAUCCGUGAGCUCCCAGAGCUCCAUCCCUUCACCUUCUGAUGUCAGACUGGGGGAGCAGUCCUUUCUAAGCAAUAGUAUAUCCCCUUCUCAGCUCAUUACUCAGCUGCAAGUGGCACCCACAUUAGAAAAUAUUCCUACACUGAAACUGACCAAUGGGGUGGCUCCAACUUCUUCACCCAAACCUCCACCAACACUUGUUAAACAGAGCCAAUCAAAGGGAAUCAACGAUAAGGCAUCUCAGCGUACCAAGAAAGCUAAGGAGUCUAAGCCCAAAGUAAAGAAGUUGAAAUACCACCAGUAUAUCCCCCCAGACCAAAAACAAGACAAAGAACAGCUUCCUGCCAUGGACUCAUCUUAUGCCAAAAUCUUGCAUCAGCAGCAGCUUUUUCUUCAGUUGCAAAUCCUUAACCAGCAGCAGCAGCAUUACAACUAUCAGACAAUUCUACCGGCACCACCAAAGCCUCCUAGUGACCAGCAGCUGCCUGGAGGAUCAGCAGCCCCACCAAGCCGCAGUCCAUCCAACAACGCCACAUCAUCAGCAUCUACCGUCGGUGGGUUGACUCGGCAGAAUAGCACCACAGCCUCCAACACAGCCACUGGUGUAUUUACAACCAAACUUGCAUCUUUGCCACCAAACCUUGAUGAUCUAAAGGUUGCAGAGCUCAAGCAAGAGCUGAAACUGCGUGGUUUACCUGUUUCGGGCACCAAGAAUGAUCUCAUUGAACGAUUACGUGUGUACCAGGAGAAUAAUGUGGGAUGCAUUCCCAAAACUUCUUAUCAAAUUAGCACCAGCUGCUGUUCUAGUGCAGUUACAAAUUCUACUGUUUCAACUCCAGGAGGCUCUGGAAGCUGCAGCAGCACCCCUACCACUGUGCUGCAUAAGCCAGCUGAAACCAGUGUUGUCAUGGCAACUUUCCCCUUUCUGACAUCUGGCAGCAGUGCUGGGGGCAAUUCCUCGAUCAUGAAGUUUGGCAGCACAAGCUCAACACCUCCUGCCUCCCCAGCUCAUUCAGAGAGGUCAACAACUGGGUUCAGUGCCGAUGAGGCCAGCUGUAAUGGAGAUAGUUUCAGUGAAUUGGUAAGUACAACCUUUACACACCUUAAGCUGCAGAACUCUCCCGUUCAGCAUCUCAUCAUAAAGGAUGAGCUCCCUGGGAACAACAGCACCCCUUGCAGGUUUUCAUACCAAUCCUCACAUGGAGGAGGAAGUCCAAAAGAUCCGGCUAUCAUAGUUGAGCAGUCUGUGGACAAAGACCAGAUGCUUCAAGAAAAAGACAAACAAAUUGAGGAGCUAACACGGAUGCUGAAACAAAAGCAGCAACUAGUGGAAGUCUUGCGUUUACAGCUUGAGCAGGGCAAACAACGCAUCAACAAUAGUCCAUCACAACCACUGCACAAGGCCAGUGAUACUGUGGAUGUCCAUAUCAAGCUAGAACCAGACGAACGGAGACGCCCUUCUGUUUGUGAUGGAUCCAAGAAGGAACCCCAAGGCAGUUCUGUCUUGUCUACCUCACACUUGCCCACCGGAAUAGUUCAAGUCACUAUUAAAGAGGAACCUGAGACUAAAAUGGUAGAGGAUCCUCCUUUAACAGUACCUCAGCCUCCACCUGCAACUCAGGUGCCACCAGUACACCAUGUCAUGGUCAACCAGCUGUCUACCCAGUCAUCCCCAACCAACACUGCUCCCUCCUUCCCUCUGGAGAUCCUCAAAGGCACCUUACCCCCUGCACUGUUGACAGAUGCCAAUGGAAACCAUUUUUUGCUUGCUGUUACAAACCACACAAUAGAGGGCAAGCAAAGCUUGACUCCGCAGACAAACAAUACUGGGAAAUCUGGCCACAUCACUCUUCAGAGAUUACAGUCGUCCCCUACAAAGCUUCAAAGCCAGUCAUCUUCUCCUCUUUCAAAAGUGGAUUCCCAGUCAAAGCAGCAGCUACAGCCGGGUCUUAUCAAUCAGCCAAUCAGAAAGGGACAGAAACCUGGCCUCCACUUAGUUUCUGCCACUGCACCUACAACUGUAUUCUCAUUUUCAGCUCCACCCAAUUUGCAGCCAUUCUUUUUAAAUAGCAAGAAUCAGACACCUGCUAGAAGUCAGGGACCAGGAGAAACGGUAUCUAGCCUUGCAGUCAGCACCCAGGAGCCUCAGCCAGAGUCCCCUGCCAAAGCGCAGAGCAACCAAAUACAGCCUGCAGUACCCCGGACUUCAUCCCCACCAGAAGGUCUAGCCAAAGAGCCACCUCAUUACACGGAAACAGUGAAACACAACACUGAGCAACGUGCUAGGGAAAAUGCGCCUUCCAGUCAGCAUAUGGAUGACCUUUUUGAUGUGCUGAUUGAAAGUGGAGAAAUUUCUGCAGAUUUUAGAGAUGAUGGUAAUUCCACACUCUCAUCCUGUAUGAUGCCACAGAAGCCCAGCACACCACCGCCGACGUCCUUUCCAAACACCAAGGCUUCACCUUCAGACUCUCAUGCUAAAAGUCUCCCUUCCUCUCCACAUCUUGUACCACCACCUUCUGUGUCUCCUUUGCCACACUCAAUGUCCCUGGACCCCGGAGGAAAUGUGGAAGGUGGAAUUGCAAGUGGUUUUGGAGGUAGCGAGCACCUUGAAGACUUUUUGGAACGCACCACUGGUGUACCCUUACUUUGCGUGCCAAAUGAUGGCAAUGAGGCCCUCUCGCUUAUUGACGAUUUGAAUAAUGAUCUUCUUGGCACUUCUAGCAUCCUUGACCAUCCACCCUCACCCAUGGACACCUCUGAAUUACAGUUUUUGGUUACCAGUGAUCCCGUUGCCAGUGAACCUUCAGGAGUAUAUUUGCUUCCCUCAACCAGCUUGGCAUUAGACAUGACUGACCCCAACUUGGACAACAUGGAUUGGCUGGAUUUGACAAUGGGUGCUAAUAUGGCUGGAAGCCCUGGGAUGAACCCCCUCAGCACACAAACGCCCUCUAGUGUUUUUUCCACUGAUUUCUUGGACAGCCAGGAUCUGCACCUGCACUGGGAUUCUUGCUUAUAAUGCGCCCUUUCUGGUGUCUGAGAGAUGUUUUGUGGACUGCAAGCUGGACAUCUUUGUCAGACUGAUCCACCUGGUGUACUCUAAGAACACAUCAUCCCACAAGCUAAUUAAGGAGUUGCACUCGAGUCUAUGCCUGUUGUGGCAACUUGUGGGCUUCAGAGAGCAAUUGGAACUCAUUGAUAUAACAAACUUCACCAAACUGAUCUCUUUCAAUCAGAAUAUGGGAAGGGAAACAUGGCAACUUAUUUCAAGAGGCCAACUGUUUGAUUUAGUUUUCUUCAAGUACAGAUGUUGAAUGUAGCCCCACAAAUAUGCUAUUAUGUUUAUGACCCAUACACAUUUAUUUUCACAAACUCACUU